AUGGACACACAAGCAAGAAUAUCUCAGAAGGACAUCUAAUGUUAUCCCCGGAUUGUGACAUAAAAGAUAAUGACAGUAGACAGGAUUCUCCAGGAGCUAAUUCCAUUACCCCAAUUAUAUAUCCAGCUCUAUCAGCUGAUCCCUCUGAUCGUGGGAAAUGUUCUACUGAUCACUCUGAUAUUGGUGCAUCAGCUCUGAGAGUAGAUACAGUGUUUCCCUGUUCUAUAGAUGCCAAGUGUUUUACACAGAACACAAAGCCUAUUAACCCACAGACAGGUAAGGCAGGUGAAAGGCCACUGAUAUGUUCAGAGUGUGAGAAAUAUUUUACACAGAAAUCAGACCUUAUUACAAAUCAGCGAACUCACAUAGGUGAGAAGCCAUUUCCAUGUUCUGAGUGUGGGAAAUGUUUUGCACACAAAUCAUAUCUUGUUAUACAUUACAGAAGUCACACAGGUGAGAAGCCAUUUCCAUGUUCUGAGUGUGGGAAAUGUUUUACACAAAAAUCACAACUUGUUACACAUCAGCGAAGUCGCACAGGUGAGCAGGCAUUUCCAUGUUCUGAGUGUGGGAAAUGUUUUGCACACAAAUCACAUCUUGUUAUACACCACAGAAGUCACACAGGUGAGAAGCCAUUUCCAUGUUCUGAGUGUGGGAAAUGUUUUACACAAAAAUCACAUCUUGUUAUACAUCAGAGAAGUCACACAUCUGAGAGGCCAUUUCCAUGUUCUGAGUGUGGGAAAUGUUUUGCACACAAAUCAGCUCUUGUUAGACAUAACAUAAGUCACACAGGUGAGAAGCAAUUUCCAUGUUCUGAGUGUGGGAAAUGUUUUGCACACAAAUCACAUCUUGUUAUACAUUACAGAAGUCACACAGGUGAGAAGCCAUUUUCUUGCUCUGAGUGUGGGAAAUGUUUUGCACACAAAUCAGUUCUUGUUAGACAUCACAGAAGUCACACAGGUGAGAGGCCAUUUCCAUGUUCUGAGUGUGGGAACUGUUUUGCAUACAAAUCACAUCUUGUUAUACAUCAGAGAAGUCACACAGGUGAGAGGCCAUAUUCCUGUUCUGAGUGUGGGAAAUGUUUCGCACACACAUCAUCUCUUGUUACACAUCAGAGAAGUCACACAGGUGAGAAGCCAUAUUCCUGUUCUGAGUGUGGGAAAUGUUUCUCACAGACAUCAGCUCUUGUUACACAUCAGAGAAGUCACACAGGUGAGAAGCCAUAUUCCUGUUCUGAGUGUGGGAAAUGUUUCGCACACACAUCAGGUCUUGUUACACAUCAGAGAAGUCACACAGGUGAGAAGCCAUAUUCCUGUUCUGAGUGUGGGAAAUGUUUCUCACAGACAUCAGCUCUUGUUACACAUCAGAGAAGUCACACAGGUGAGAAGCCAUAUUCCUGUUCUGAGUGUGGGAAAUGUUUCGCACAGACAUCAGCUCUUGUUACACAUCAGAGAAGUCACACAGGUGAGAAGCCGUACUCCUGUUCUGAGUGUGGGAAAUGUUUUGCAUACAAAUCACUUUUAGUUUUUCAUCAGCGUGCUCACACAGGUGAGAGGCCAUUUUCCUGUUCUGAUUGUGGGAAAUGUUUUGCAUCGAAAUCAGAUCUUGUUCCACAUCAGAGAAGUCACACAGGUGAGAAGCCGUAUUCCUGUUUUGAGUGUGGUCAAUGUUUUGCACAGAAAUCACAUCUUGUUAGACAUGAGAGAAGACACACAGGUGAGAAGCCAUUUUCCUGUUCCGAGUGUGGGAAAUGUUUUGCACAGAAAUCAGAUCUUGUUCCACAUCAGAGAAGUCACACAGGUGAGAAGCCGUAUUCCUGUUCUGAGUGUGGAAAAUGUUUUGUACGGAAAUCAAUUCUUGUUAAACAUCAGCGAUUUCACAGGUGAGAAGCCAUUUUUAUGCUGUGAGAGAAAUAAAUCCGCUCUUGUUGAACAUAUUAGACAUUACCCAUGUACGGAAUCAUUUAAAUCUUCUGGAGUAUAAUUAUCACUGUCAUGCAAUGUUCCUCAAGGGUCAAUCCUAUCUCCUAAGCUUUAUAAAAUAUACAUGCUACCACUGGGUUAUAUAAUCAGACAUCAUGGCCUGGUCUACCACUGCUAUGCAGAUGACCUGCUUUUUGCUCCAUGUACUGAGAACCUAAUACCAAUCCUAAAUGGUUGUCUAGCUGAGCACCAGGGGUGGAUGAUGCCAGUUGGCUGUGAUUCAGUCUUUGUGAAACAUAAUAGAAGCUCACCAGCAAAGGACAAGACUACAGCUUUAACAACCAUCUGGAUUUAUGCUUUGGUGUUCAGAAUUGCAAAAUACUGAACAUGUGCUGAAUCUUUGUGAUGUCCUGGUUUGUGGCUGACACAGACAUCAGGUAUCCGCCACAUACAAAUCCUCAUUCUUCCAUCUGUGGACCAUAGCCAGAAUCAAGCACUUGAUUCCCUCAGAAGUUCAUAGACUACUGCAAUGCCAUCUACCUGGGUCACCCAGAAAAGAGUUACAGAGCUUGCAGCUAGUACAGAAUGCAGCAGCCAGGCUGUUACCUAACCAGCCCGUUCCUGCCACAUAACACCCAUUCUCUACUCCCUUCACCGGCUGCCUGUAAGAUGGAAAAUCUAUUUCAUAAUUGGCUAACUGACCUUCCCAGCCCAACAUUACAUGGUCCAAGGUACUAGAAGCAGCUUCUGCCUCCUUACUGCCCUGCUUGCUUGUUUCUACAGAUGAAGGACUGUUACCAGCAGUACCAAGAAUCUCCUGUCAUUCAUUUAUGGGUUGAACGUUUAGCUUUGCAGCCCUGACCAUGGAACUCACUGCUUUGCACAGUCCAAGAGACCACCACUCUAGAGACCUUCACAAGCAGACUGAUGACUGUUACUCACGCUUUUCAUUAAUGUACCUCUAUUUACUUCCUAAAUCAUACAUCCCAAAUGCUUAGGUCUUUUUUCUGCUGUUUAUUUUGUAUCUUGUGCUUUGUGUAAAUGUGAAUGUCUAAUACCAGUUUCCACAAUCUGUAUUGCUGCACGACAGUAUGGCAGCCAUUGGAACGUGUUUCACUUCUAGUUUGCCUAACUUGUUGCUGACACUCAUCUUGAUAAGGAGUGUUGAGUGUUUUCAGAUACAAGAUCCUGUCCAUAUAUACCCUGUACAUUACCAUGUGCAUUAGAGUCACCCGGGUUUCAUCUGCAGUGGUUUGUUGUAUGUUACAUCUAUAUGGUGCGGAUACUCCCCUGUAUGAUUUCAUAAUAAAAGCUUUUGUUUGCAUCUAA
Pseudophryne corroboree (corroboree frog) is the source of this 3248-nucleotide messenger RNA. Its product is annotated as oocyte zinc finger protein XlCOF7.1-like. Gene Ontology annotation, cellular component: nucleus. Bases 39 to 1883 code for a protein of 614 amino acids. Gene Ontology annotation, biological process: regulation of transcription by RNA polymerase II. Gene Ontology annotation, molecular function: RNA polymerase II cis-regulatory region sequence-specific DNA binding; DNA-binding transcription factor activity, RNA polymerase II-specific. The transcript is spliced from 2 exons. The record is from RefSeq and is a predicted model, not a curated record. Lineage: Eukaryota; Metazoa; Chordata; Amphibia; Anura; Myobatrachidae.